AUGGACGCGAUGGAGUCCUCGUCGCCCUACUCGCUGCGCCAAAAGCUGCGGACCACCGUCUGCGGCUGCUUCGGAUCACCGUCGUCGCCGGUCAGCAGCGCGGGGAGGCCGCACACUGGCGGCGGCAGGGCCAGGUGGAGGCGGCACAUGGCGGCCACGGGGGUGUUCCGGUACGACCCGCUGAGCUACGCGCUCAACUUCGACAACGGCGGCAGCGACGGCGGCGAGCGAGACACUAAGGACACCGCCUUCCACUUCCAGUACAGGAACUUCAGCUCGCGCCUGCCGCCCUUGCCGACACCGACUGCCGGGCGUGCCACCACGGUCGCCAUCGCCUGA
Molecule: messenger RNA, 339 nt
Organism: Triticum turgidum subsp. durum (durum wheat)
Lineage: Eukaryota; Viridiplantae; Streptophyta; Magnoliopsida; Poales; Poaceae
Source: the annotation of a GenBank genome assembly